GCUGUGUGCUCAAAGAUGCUGCAUCUGAAAGUCCAGUUCUUGGAUGACUCCCAGAAGAUCUUUGUAGUGGAUCAAAAGUCCUCUGGCAAAGGGUUGUUCAACCUGAGUUGCAGCCACCUACGCCUGGCAGAGAAGGAAUACUUCGGACUGGAAUUCCAAAGCCAGGCCGGAAACAAUGUUUGGCUGGAGCUUCUAAAACCCAUAACAAAACAGAUGAAAAAUCCUAAGGAGGUUCUUUUCAAAUUUAUGGUGAAAUUUUUCCCAGUGGACCCUGGACAUCUGAGAGAAGAGUUGACAAGGUAUCUCUUUACCCUUCAAAUCAAGAGGGACCUGGCAGUCGGGAGGCUCCCCUGCAGUGAGAACAGCACCGCGUUGCUGGUGUCGCACCUCUUGCAGUCUGAGCUGGGGGACUUUCAUGAAGAAACAGAUAAGAAGCACCUGGAGAGCCACCAGUAUUUACCCAACCAGGAAUAUUUAGAUGAUAAGAUCAUGCAUUAUCACCAGAAGCACGUUGGGAAGACGCCGGCUGAGUCGGACGUUCACCUGUUGGACAUAGCCAGGAAGUUAGAAAUGUAUGGGAUUAGACCCCACCCCGCAAGCGAUGGGGAAGGGACGCAGAUCAAUCUGGCUGUCACGCACAUGGGAGUGCUGGUUUUACGGGGGAACACAAAGAUCAACACAUUCAACUGGGCCAAAAUUCGGAAACUGAGUUUUAAGCGGAAACAUUUUCUAAUCAAACUACAUGCAAAUAUCUCUGCUCUGUGCAAGGACACCUUAGAGUUUACCAUGGCAAGCAGAGAUGCGUGCAAAGCAUUUUGGAAGACGUGCGUGGAGUACCAUGCUUUUUUUAGACUCUCCGAAGAGCCAAAAUCCAAGCCCAAAGCCCUCCUGUGCAGCAAAGGUUCGAGUUUCCGCUAUAGCGGCAGAACCCAACGGCAGCUGCUGGAGCACGGGCGCAAGGGGAAGGGGAAGAGCGCGCCGUUUGAGAGGAAACACUACCCGGCUCAGUACCACGAAAGGCAGUGCCGCUCGUCCCCAGACCUCCUCACAGACGUGUCCAAACAGGUUGAAGACCUGCGCCUGGCAUAUGGCAGCAGAGCCUGUUACCGGAACACAAACGGGGUCCAUGCGUCGGAUCCCAUGCUGGACAGCAGGAGGCGGAAUUCCUCCGUGGAGGUGACGUUCGCAGCGGAGCUGGAGCGCUCCAAGCCUGAAGCUGACCCCAGGCUCCUGCCCCAUUCCAAAAGCAGCUCAGCCUUCCCGUUGGCCUACGCCGAGCUGGAGCUGGAGUGGGAGCCGGCCGACGGCUUCGGGCAGCGCCGCCCGCUGACUUCCUUCCAGCCCAGCCACAAGCUUGCUGGCAACAGUAAAAGCACCUCGGUUGGCAACAUGAGGGAGGUCGCCUCCAGGCAGCUGAGCUACACAGAUGUGCCCUACGUCCCUUCCGCCAGCCAGCCGCUGGAGACGUCGUCUCCGCAAGUGUUCUUUUACGUGGACAGGCCUCCCCCGGUACCACGCCACACGCCACACGCCGCCGAGGAAGCAGGGAGAGGGCUGAGUGGCCCUGGCCCCAUGUCAAGGAAACCUUCCAAGAGGUGGCCGGGCCCGGCCCGGAUGAAGGAGCUGCAGCCCGAGGCCUUGCCCAGGACUUACUGCGUUAGCAGGCACCUGCAAGAGGAGAGCAGAGCCCUGGCUGGGGCUUUUGACUACAGCAUUCAAGAGCAACUGCCCAAAAGAUCCUGGAGCCAGUCCGAUAUGAAAACCAUCCAUUUCCCAUAUGGGUCGGAGUUCAGGCCGCUGGGCCCUUGCCCUGCUCUGAGCAGUAGAAAAGCAAGUAUCUUACGGUCCAUGCUCGCCCAGCAAGGGCUUUCCAACCCCACCGCAGCUCCGCGUCCGGCCGAACGCGGCGUGGGCAGCGGGACCGAGUCCAGCGACUCCGACCCGGAUCUCCUGAACGCCGAUUACUACUCUCUGUAUGGCCGGGUAGGAAAGUCGCCCCUGGCCCGGGUGCGUCUGUCCUCGGGCAGCCUCCAGCUGGAGGAGGAGGAUGAAGAGGUGUCCUUUGCGACAAGCAGCGCAGAAGCAAGGACUUCAAUGGGCAUGUCCAAUUAUUUCACGUAA
This is a messenger RNA of Terrapene triunguis (Three-toed box turtle), 2121 nucleotides long. It is a transcript of the gene FRMD7, whose product is annotated as FERM domain containing 7. The record is from RefSeq and is a predicted model, not a curated record. Bases 16 to 2121 code for a protein of 701 amino acids. NCBI's taxonomy places the organism in Eukaryota, Metazoa, Chordata, Testudines, Emydidae. Gene Ontology annotation, molecular function: guanyl-nucleotide exchange factor activity; cytoskeletal protein binding. The transcript is spliced from 12 exons. Gene Ontology annotation, cellular component: cytoskeleton.